This is a messenger RNA of Brienomyrus brachyistius, 2185 nucleotides long. Its product is annotated as caveolin-3-like. Gene Ontology annotation, molecular function: transmembrane transporter binding; molecular adaptor activity; connexin binding. Bases 119 to 613 code for a protein of 164 amino acids. The record is from RefSeq and is a predicted model, not a curated record. The transcript is spliced from 3 exons. NCBI's taxonomy places the organism in Eukaryota, Metazoa, Chordata, Actinopteri, Osteoglossiformes, Mormyridae. Gene Ontology annotation, biological process: regulation of membrane potential; caveola assembly. Gene Ontology annotation, cellular component: caveola.
CCCAGUAAUGCGCUGCUAAAAAUAAGGGAAACCAAAGACAUUUCCGUGUGUAUAAUUAACAAGCACUAUAUAGUAGCCGCUUACAAAGGCUUUGUGGCUAAUAGCACAGCUUCAAUCAAUGCAUUACAAGACACCCUAUAGUCUUAACGGCGGCCUUUCCAUGGCAGACCAGUACAACACCAAUGAGGAGAAGAUCCUGCGGGACAGUAACACCAAGGAGAUUGACCUCAUAAACAGGGACCCCAAGCAGAUUAAUGAAGAUGUGGUCAAGGUGGAUUUUGAGGACGUGAUUGCUGAGCCAGACGGGACGCACAGCCUGGACGGCGUGUGGAAGGCCAGCUACACAACAUUUACCGUUUCCAAAUACUGGUGCUACCGCCUGCUGUCAGCUGUAUUCGGCAUCCCCGUCUCCCUGCUGUGGGGCUUUCUGUUUGCCUGUAUCUCUUUCUGCCAUAUCUGGGCUGUCAUGCCCUGCAUCAAGAGCUACCUGAUUGAGACCCAGUGCCUCAGCCGUGUCUACUCACUCUGCAUCCACACCUUCUGUGACCCAUUGUUUGAGGCUAUAGGCAAGGUGUUCAGUAGUGUCAGGGUGGUGCUGCGCAAGGAGGUAUAAAAGUACAACAACAGGGUGCAGGAUCGCCUGAGGUCAGGCUACUUAAGUUCCUGGUCCUUUAGUUGUUUUGGAUUUUGCCGAGGUCCAGCUCGAGUCCUAUCUUGAAAUAUUCCCUACAUAAACUGGGAGCUUCCAUUGAAACCGAACGCUCCAAAGGAGAACCCUUUUGUCUUGUGGCUCUACUAUUACACAAGCAAGUAGCUGGAUUCAGUAUGUUAAUAGAGGAUGGCUCGUCCAUUCUAGGCCUGUUUCCAGGUCCAUGUUCACAGCUAUUUUGCCUAUUUUUAUAGCUUCAAAUGAAGGGAAAGCAGCUGGCUGUGUGUGGUUCUGCCUGGCAACAUUUUAAACAAAUAAUUUUUGGAAUGUAAAAACAAUAACUCGUUUACCAGAGAGCUUUCUUAUUAAAAAUGCAAUAUAUGCCUAAUAAAACAUAUGUUAGGAGCUUUUUAACUACUGUAUUACAUACAACCAAAUGAAAAGGGAAAAUUAUGCAAAACAAUGGAUUUUUAGGGGAUUGUUCUUUUGUCUUUAAUGUAUAAUGUAACAUGUUGUGUUUAUAAACAAGAAUUAAGAUUCUACCAAUUCAUUUCCUUUAAUGAACCUUAACCAUUUGUGUUUUUUUUUCUUCAUUGUUUAUGAGCGAAAGUAUGCCUGGAGUAACUGCAUAUUUUGCAACAAUGUAGUACGAGCGUUUUCCAACCACUGGAGGGAGUAAAUGUCAACUGAAUUUUCAUACAGCUAUCCUUAUACCUGUUGUAUCAUAGCUUUAAGUUAUAAUUUUAAAAAUUCAAUACAAGAAAUGAAAAGCGAAACUAAAAGUCUCACUUGAGAAAUCUAUAAAAAACAAUACAUACAUUUAUUUCACAAAAUCAUUUAAAAUAAAAGAUAAAGCACAUUGAACAAUACCAGACCAAAUAUAGCAUGUGGAAUUACACAAUUGAAAAGCUUUAUAAACAUUCAAUCACUGCACAUACAUUUUCAAAAUGUAAUUUAAGGUUCUAUAAUACUAUGAGCUCUUCCAAAAUAUUAUCUCUGCAGUGAAGAGAAAUUACCCUGAUAUUUUAUAUUACUUAAUUUUCGGAAUUUGAUAUUCAAUGGCUUUUCCACAACAUUGCCAGAUUUACACUAUGCUUGUGCGACUGGAUGUUUAAAAUGUACUGUUACAUAAUUUGUGCAACAGAUGGAUGAAAGAAUCCAUUAAAAACAUGAAUGUAAAUCGGGUGCAAUCUGCAGUUCUUGCACUGCUGGGCUGGUGUACCUGCAGUUUGUUUUCAGAUGUAAUUGAACUACUAACAACAGACGUCAGAGUAAAAAGAUGAAAUUUGUUUUAGUUAGGGAAAUUACACCUAAGAGGGGUGUGUUUGUGGAAAAUACUAAAUUAAGGAUUUUUGUGUUUGCAAAAAGAUGAUGGAAGAAGUAUGUUUCAAUUUAAAAUAUGUCAUGUAUACAGUAUUUUAUAUAACUGGAUAUUUGCUAGUAUGUUGUAUGAAAAAAAAUAAUAUGGAUUUUUUUCCCCAUGAAAAAACAAGUGUUAUUUUACUUAUAUAUUCAUUAAAACUAAUGUUCACUUGA